AUGACUCCCAAACCAGUUUCCGAAACAGAAUUACGUGAAUGGGGUAAAUGUUUAUUAAAUCCAUCCGCUACUCUAGUUGAUCGUUCACGUGCUCUUUGGGGAUUACGUCAUGCUGCUGAAUCAUUAGCACUUGAAUUGUUAGCUGAUUUUGUUUGUAAUUAUGUUAAACCAUCACCUAUCGCUAAUGAUCUAUUACAACAUGAAGCUGCUUAUUGUUUAGGACAACGUGGUGAUCCAAAAGCUGUACCAUAUCUUUUAAAUGCUCUACAUAAUGAUAAACAUGUUACACUUAUUCGUCAUGAAGCUGCUGAAGCAUUAGCUGCUUUAAGUGGAUGUGAUGGGGCAGAUAUUGAAGUAAUUGAAAAAGCUUUAAAAGAAUAUGUUAGCUCAAAUAUAACUGAGUUGGCUGAAACAUGUCAAGUUGGUUUAAAUCGUAUUGAAUGGAUUAAAAACAAGAAAACUGGACAACAUAAAGAUUCUCAAGCAUUAUAUGAUUUAGCUGCAAAAUUAUUCCCAAAUACAAUUGAUCCAGCUCAUAGUUUUACCGGUGAUCAACAAUAUACUGAUGAACAAUUACAUGACUUAUUAAUGGAUCCUAAUCAAAAUUUAUUUACACGUUAUCGUGCAAUGUUUACUUUACGUGAUCGUGUCUUACAAGCAGUUAUUGAUAAAACAUCACCAGAAAAGCCAGCUGGUCUAUUAGCUGAAGGACUGAAAGCUCCAAAUAGUGCAUUACUUAGGCAUGAAGUUGCUUUUGUUUUAGGGCAAUUAACAGUAGCUAGUACUGUUCCACAAUUGUCUACAUGUGUUCGUCAAACAAACGAACAUCCAAUGGUUAGACAUGAAGCUGCUGAAGCACUUGGUUCUAUUCUAGGUGAAUUAGAAGGGAAAUAUUUAACAAAUAAUGUGAAAGGUUCCAUACCGAAAGAAUUUGAGCAUCAAGCACGUGAAGUACUAGAAGAAUUUACAAAAGAUAAAGAGCCAGUGGUUCGUGAAAGUUGUGUACUGGCUUUGGAUAUUGCAAAUUAUAUUGCAUCACCGGAACAAUUUCAAUAUGCUGCUGUACCACAAAAUUAA
Schistosoma rodhaini is the source of this 1077-nucleotide messenger RNA. Lineage: Eukaryota; Metazoa; Platyhelminthes; Trematoda; Strigeidida; Schistosomatidae. The record is from the annotation of a GenBank genome assembly.